ACUAAGUUGUAGCUCUCAACGCCAAUUCGUCUGAAGAAGAACAGUUGUAUUAUCUCCGCUGCCGUCGAUACUUGUAUUGCAACAUAGCUUGUAGGAGCCUAGACUUACUUACGUAGUAGUGUUUUAAGCAGUUGAUGAUUUGUUACGUGUUGAUUAAAAUAACAAUAUUAUGUUCCAUUUAACUUCGAUAAGCGUUAUCUCAGCCUUCCCUUGCUAGUCAUUGGGCACGUACCUUUAGUAAUAAAACGACGUCUAUUUUGCAAAUGGACCAAGCAGUAAGGACUCUAAAUUGUACCUAUUUAACAUUCAAUUUAAUGUAGUUCUAACCGCGUAUAUUGUCUGUAAACUUACUGGCGUACGUACGUGUAUCUAGCACUUGAGGUAGCAUAAUGUCUGACAUUGGGUUGCAUAACUAUAUUUUACAAAUACUGUUAUGUGUAAGUCGAUGGCGAGCGAGACGGGCGGUGUUGUAGUAGAAGCUCACCAGACAUGUAUGUUUUAAUUAUCUUGUUACUCCUGAUAUUGGUCCGCUUUAGACCAAGUGUAUUUAAGUCGUCGGUAUCGAGACGCAUCCUGUAUCCUCUACGCAAAUUAGUGCUGCUACUCCCUUGGUAGCUUUCCAGUCCAAACCUAAUUAAAAUGUACCACAUGUCCUCCACUAAACUCACCAAACACUUCCAUUGUGGCUGAACCUGUUGGCUUCCACAUUGAGUAAAUGUCACUUGUAGGAUGUGUUCAGUUGUUGAACACAAGUCAAUUUAAACUUUAAAAAAGAAUGAUGACAAUUAGCUGUCAUUGUAUUAAGCCUAAUACGCAUUGAUGCAUAUAUGUCAGGUAUAGGACAUCCUUAGUUUAUCCAUUAUUGGUCUUAAAAUUAAGUGCACAGAUGAUCAAGAAACCAGACUUCAAAACCAAUUGAGGAUAUGCCGAAGGAAAGCUCUAGGGAGAGUGAUAUCAGGUGGCACCUGUUGUGAACUGGCUAUAGAUACGAUUGCAUUGAGCUAGUUGUAAGAAAAUAAAUAAAUUGAACAUAUUGCAUGUAAAGUAGAUGCCGUAAAUGUCAUAAAAAAGUUAUUGUAGAGCAUCCAAACAAGAAGAUAGAACAAAUGGAAACAAAUUGUGCGUUGUUUCUUUAACAGCACUGCCAUUGAGGCCUACCCAGAUUACAGUUAAUUGGAUUUGGCCACACCUUGUGACACUGCAGAACACGUCCUCAGAGGGGGAGAGGGGAGGAUAAGAUGGUGUCCUAUUAGCAUUAGUAUGAUGCACAGUCAAUUUAGAGGGUGAUCUCUUUUCUUCUCUCACUCUCCUGCCAAUAUGUUAAUUCAAGGUACCACUUAUAGGAAUGAUCUGCAAUUGCUGCAACAUAUAGAAUAUUAGUUAUAUAAUAUACAUUUAUUCACAUUUUAUCUAUGUUAGCAUUUUUCAACAUCAGCUGAUUUGUUAGGACACAAGGUUGCAGGACAGCUGCCCAGCAGUGUUUCAUCAAAAGACAAUUUCCUGCAUCUAUAAAGAUAACUUCUUUGUCACCUUUCAAACCAUUGGUCAUUAAAUGAAGAGACCUGAUGUUGACAUUUUUCUGUGUUGUUCUUGCUCUCUGAACUCUGUUAGUUAUUGAGUCUAAAGUCUGUGUGCGUCUGUGUCUGUGUUUACCCGUUGCCCUUUCAAGAUAUCAAUCUAAUGUUGGUUGGAUUUCUGGGUUAAUCUAGUUGGCAAAUGGGACACCAGCCCUGCAUAAGUCAAAUGGAAGUGGUUGUGACUAUGAGGUGGGAAUAGUUAAAAGUAACGCUUAAAGCAAUUCACAAGCACUCAAAGCACAUAAACGCUGAUUCACACUUUAUGCAAAUGAAUGGGAUUAUAGCUGAAGGUGAGUCGCUGGCGGGAAAGGCUUAGCGUACACUCACUUAAUGCCUCUCCCCCUAAUAUUUUCCUGUUUGCUUUGAGAAGAUAUGACCUUUGGAUGAAAUGAUGUUCCAUAAAGACGUCAUUCAUAAGGACACCGUAUUAUUUAAACAUUAUUUCCGCACAGGCCAGACUCAGACAGGUGGCCGCAGGCUGAACCACAAUGAGCCACAACCGUGUCCGAAGCUGGUUAGGGGCAUGUAAUACAGUUGCAUGCCCCUAACCACACAUCGGAUUCCAAAGUGUGUGGAUAACCAUUGCAGUGGCAUAAUGUGAGCAGAUUGUGAGCUAUACUCCUCUACAGCUAAGCUCACACAAUCUUUUUCUCACAACUAUCUGAUCCGUCUAACCGCUCAGCUCCACCUCAGUCAACAUUUAAUUCAUCUCGGACACGCCGCCAUUACAACGAUUUUCAGACAAGCCCCGGGACUUUGUGACUUUUUGGUUUUAAGAAUAGAACACAAAUACAGCGAUUGUUUUCAUGCCAGAAGCAUGACGGAGCAGGAGCAGGCAGAGGAGACAGGCACGCUCGCAACCCAUGAUCCUGACCCUGCAAAGGAGGAAGACACGCAUGGGAACUUCAGGUUUCAGCUGAUUGAAGACCUAUCCUAUGAAGAUGUGAAGAAAUGCUACCGGGGCUCGACUGUCAGCAAGUACAACUCCCAGUACCACAAGCUGUUCCAGUGCGUGCCCAAGGACGAGAUCCUCAUGAAAGUGUACUCCUGUGCUCUCCUCAGAGACAUCCUGCUGCAAGGCAGACUGUACAUAUCCAGGAACUGGCUGUGUUUCUAUGCCAACCUCUUCGGCAAGGACAUCAAGGUAGCCAUCCCUGUGGUCUCUGUGAGACUGGUGAAGAAGCACAGGACAGCUGGUCUGGUUCCCAACGGUCUGGCCAUCACCACGGACACCAGCCAGAAGUACGUGUUUGUCUCGCUGCUGUCCAGAGACAGCGUCUACGACGUGCUACGGCGGAUAUGCACCCAUCUGCAGGUGAAUGGAAAGAGUCUGAGCCUGAAGCAAUACAUGGAGGAACCUGUUCUGUCUCUGCUAACUAAACCCCCGAUGAUGUCGUGGCGGCAGGAUGAGUUCCCGGCAGUGGAUGAGUUCCCGGCAGUUUUGAAGUGGCGCCGGAAGCCCUCGGUGGUGUCCGUGACCUCCACCCUGCCGGACCUCCUGGGGAACUCCACCAGCAGCCUGAGCACCGGGGACCCAGCCUUCCAGAAGGCUGUGCCGCUGGACGGUGAGCAACCACCAGAAGGAGCCCUGCAGACGGAGAGAGGUCUUCUAUCUGAGCCAACGGGCGAGUUGGGCCAGAUGGAAUACCAGCUGCUCAAGUUCUUCACCCUGCUCAUCAUCCUGCUCAUCCUGUCUUCCUGCUACCUGGCGUUCCGUGUGUGUAGUCUGGAACAGCAGUUGUCCUUCCUCAGCAACCCCACGAUACCGCUCCGAGAGUGGUAACUGCUGCUUCAGCCUGGGACACUUGCCCGCUGUCAGGGGGAUGUCUAUCCUAACGGGACCAAGAACAAUUUACUACUGCUCAGCACAGUGCAAAGUAAAUGUAGCCUAAUAACAUUACUAACCCUGGAAAAGGCAUUGGUAGAUAUAUCCUCUAAUUCUACACUGGACAAUGGAUCCUACUCUCCCAUCAUUAUUUCCUAACUAUGCAAACUGCCUAUUUUUUUUUUUUUUGGAAUACUGUAUGUGUACAGUAAUUUGUUAUAAAUCCGGUCUUCUCAUUUCUGUUUGUCUUAUUUUUUUGAAAAUGGAAACACAGGAAACUGGACACCUGUAUGAGAUGUGAAUUAAUGUAAUUUCACAAUGCAAAAGGAGGAUGUCACUAGCUUUGAUUCAUCCAUGAGUCAAUGCUGGAUACUUGUGACUGAUGGACACUGCAGAUGCAUUGCAGGGUGGGAAGAGUUUAAAGGGACAUUCAUUUCAACAUUCUCUUUUGCCCAUUUUUCAAGAUUGUUACAUUAAGGCUGAUUUGGGAGACGCUAGGGGGCAGUGAUGGAGGAAUAACCGUGUAUAGUCUUUGUUAGCUUAUUUUGUCCAGAAGUGAUGUUCUUUGUAACAUUCAUUGUAGAUGCAAGUUUGUGUUAGUUUUUAAAUUAUGUAACGGUUGAAGACACCAACAUCAAUGCACUUUUGGAGGGGAUGUCCGUUGUUUUCAAAUGUAUGUUCAUGUUGUUAGUUUAUGAGACUACAUUUAUCUAUAAUUUUUUUUGCUUGAUUCUAGGUACUGUUUGGUCCUAACAAAGGCUAUUAUGAAAGGUCAAAGGUAAUUAUGAAAGGUUGUGGUUAGGCCACAGAUACUUGAUAAUGAUUGGUGACAUUUCAUUGAACUGUGACACAAUCAACACCACUGGCGUUUGUGUUUCUUGAUGUGAAUGACGUGGCGAUGCUUGUCAACAGAUAAAUAUAUUUUAUUAUGAGAUGUCUAUUUUUAUCAUGCUAAUGUAGUAUCACUGUAAUUUGUGUCACUUGGUAUUUCAAAGGUUGCACAGAAGACUAAUCUAGGAAACUGUCCUCGUCCAUUUCAAUUUCAUAUUUUGUUUGCAAAGAAUACAGAAAUUCAAAACAAUGUAUUUUCUUUCUUCUUAACUGUUUUUUUUGUGUUUUGAGUCAAUGUUGUGCCAAUUUCGAUGAGGCUUAUUUAUUAGAUGUAUAUUAUCUUUCUCACAACAGAACUAGUCAUGGUGCUUGCUCAGUGCCCCCGCAAACAACAAAUAACAACAAACCCUAGAAUGUUGGCCAACUCUGUUUUGAGUUGUUCGCCAACAGCCAACCAAAAUGGCCCUCUGGCAUGAUGUUUUUGGCGUUUGUGCGGUUAGUGUACAAGCACCUUUUUAGAGUGGAUGCUAUAUGGACAAUAUGUAUUAAUGCACAUCAGGGUUAAUUAUAAGUUAGUUAUUACUUUGUUUCUAAUCAAUGUUCAAGAAUGUUGUAGGUAUUGAAUGGAAUUGGAAAGAAGUCACCUGGUUACAGACUACAGCUGUUUUGCUAUUUCAAAAGGCUUCAUGGAUACACAGUGCAAUUAGUCUAACUUAUUAAACUGACUGAGUGUUGUUUCUAGUAAAAUAAAUCAAAACUUUUGGAAAAA
Gadus morhua (Atlantic cod) is the source of this 5002-nucleotide messenger RNA. RefSeq names its product GRAM domain containing 2Aa (gene gramd2aa). Gene Ontology annotation, cellular component: endoplasmic reticulum membrane; organelle membrane contact site. Gene Ontology annotation, molecular function: phosphatidylinositol-4,5-bisphosphate binding. Gene Ontology annotation, biological process: regulation of store-operated calcium entry. The transcript is spliced from 13 exons. The record is from RefSeq and is a predicted model, not a curated record. NCBI's taxonomy places the organism in Eukaryota, Metazoa, Chordata, Actinopteri, Gadiformes, Gadidae. The coding region runs from base 2395 to 3360 and encodes 321 amino acids.